UGGCAGCGGGGUAAGCAAAAUGCAAUUUAACAGCUUCUGGCUGUUUAAAAUAUGAGAAAAACAGUCUUCUUUUCUUCUUUUUUACAUUAAACAGCGCAUGCCAUGAAAUGCAUAGUGAUGUGUCAUGUACAAUUUACCAUAGUUCCCUUUUUACCUAUUGUACUAAAAGUAGCGAACAUCAUCCAUCUAUAACAUCGACUGGAAAAAUAUCCCUCGGGGGUCAUGGACCGUUCCAUUUUUUACCCCAGGGUUUAGCCAAUAGAUGUGCAGAAGUGUAUUUUAAGAGGCAUCGUUGAUUAUUUAAGUUUCAUGUUGAAUUGAGCCUGAAAUAUAACAUUGAGGGUGGUGUGCAAUUAAAUUAGCGCAUGGCACAGCGUUUAUGAAAAAAUAAAACCAGACUUUUUUUUCGUGGUAUGUUGACUGUAUGUAUUUCUGAAGGGAGGCAAUCCAUUCGUCGUCCCUGUUCUGCAAAGUGUUGGCGAUUCUUAUCUUUUGAUUAUAUUUUAUAUAUAUAGAUAGAUAUAGAUUAUAUAGUAAUCUUCCAGUUUGAAGAAAUCAUCAUCCCUGAUAUUGCUAUAGCGCCUCGCAGAACGAAUCUCUUUAGAUCAACGCCUCAGUGAUGUGAAUAUAGAUCAGCUGCAGUUUACUUGCACGGCAGAGGCAGAAGAGAAGGAGAAGGGAAAGAGAAAAAAGAACCGGCUGUCUUGGACUCCUAUGCAAGAAAUCAUACAUAUACAAAAAGAAACCUAGUUCAUGUUCUACGAUAUUCGACGCGCUGGUUGUAACCAGAGUGGAUCACAACGAUGGGAUAUGCCAACAAAACCUUCAAAAGAUACGUUCUCUUCCUUUGGAUUGCAUCUUUGCAUCUUUCAAUAGAAGGCAGACCAAGGCAACCCAGAUGCCCCACGUCGUGUAUAUGCACAAGAGAUAAUGCUCUGUGUGAAAACAUCAGAUCGGUUCCUCGCAGUUUUCCCCCUGAUGUCGUUUCUUUAUCGUUUGUUAAAUCUGGAUUCAACGAAAUUCCUGAAGGAAGCUUCAUGCACACACCAGCACUGCAGCUUCUCCUGUUCACUGCAAACUCCUUUGAGGCCAUUCAUGAAGAUGCUUUCCUUGGUCUCCCACAUCUCGAGUACCUGUUUAUCGAAAACAACAAAAUCAAAUCGAUUUCUCCAAAUGCAUUUCAAGGACUUAAGUCGCUUAUUCACCUGAGCCUGGCAUAUAAUAAUCUUCAGACACUCCCUAAAGAUGUUUUCAAAGGCCUGGAGGCAUUAAUAAAGGUGGACCUGAGAGGCAAUGCCUUUAACUGUGACUGCAAAUUGAAGUGGUUAGUUGAAUGGAUGCACAACACAAAUGCAACUGUGGAUCAAAUCUAUUGUGCAGACCCGCCAGCAUAUCAGGGGAAGACCAUCAACGAUCUUGACCCGCAAUCAUUUGACUGCAUAACAACAGAAUUUGCUUCAUACCAGUCCCUAAAAUUUGAGUCAAUUUCAGUGGAUUCCUUCUCUUACAAGAACGAUGACUAUAUUGUAAUUGCCCAGCCUUUCAUCGGGAAAUGCAGCUUCCUAGAAUGGGACCAUGUUGAAAUGGUCUUCCGGAAUUAUGAUAACAUUAGCAGCACUUCCAUGAUCGUCUGCAAACCAAUGGUGAUAGACACUCAGCUGUUUAUCAUUGUUGCCCAGCUUUUUGGAGGCUCCCACAUUUACAAACGGGACAACUCUGCUAACAAGUUCAUCAAAAUCCAGGAUAUUGACAUCCUCAAAAUCAGGAAGCCUAACGACGUGGAAACCUUUACAAUCGAUGGCACCUCAUACUUUGUCAUUGCCGACAGUUCCAAAGCAGGUUCUACAACAGUGUACAAGUGGAAUGGAAACGGAUUCUACUCCCAUCAGUCCCUCCAUCCUUGGUACAGAGAUACGGAUGUGGAAUAUCUCGAAAUAGCCAACAAACCACACUUGAUUCUGUCGAGCAGCUCCCAGCGCCCUGUUAUCUAUCAGUGGAACAAAUCCCAGAAAUUGUUUGAUAGGCGUACGGACAUUCCAGAAAUGGAAGACGUCUUUGCAGUCAAGCAUUUCAAAGUGAAGAAUGACCUGUACAUCUGCCUCACCAGGUUUAUUGGGGACUCCAAAGUGAUGAAGUGGGAUGGCUCUAUGUUUUUGGAGAUACAGACGAUGCCAUCUAGAGGAUCAAUGGUGUUCCAGCCUUUUGCUGUGAACAACUGGCAGUACGCAAUUCUCGGGAGUGACUACUCCUUUACACAAGUCUACCGCUGGGACGUGAAGAAGAGCCAGUUUGUUAACUUCCAGGAGUUAAAUAUCCAGGCUCCAAGGGCUUUUACACUCGUUUCUAUUGACAACCGUGAGUUUCUGCUGGCUUCUAGUUUUAAGGGACAAACGCAGAUUUAUGAACAUCUCAUACUUGACCUAAGCAAUUAAUAGAAGCAGACCUUACUUGUAUUUACACUGCAGUAAAGAAUAACUGCACUUAAUGGAAAUGGACAUGUUUUUGGAUUAUAUGCAUGAUAUAUACCACUAAUAAUACUUCUAGGUGAAUGUCUUGCUAGAAGUAUCUAUCUCUUUUGGUCAUCAUUUAGUGCUUUUGAAUUUUCCUUGCUUUUUUAACAAUGACCACUGUUAUCUUUCCCAUUGGGACUUUAAGCUGUACAUAACUGUGCAAUCACGUCUGUUACUAAAGUGAGAAAUAAUAAUAAUACACUUUUUCAUCUAUUUAUUAACCUAUUUGGAAGAAAAUAUAUAUCUGCCGAAUAACACGUUUACAUUUCUCUGUCUUUCCAGUUGCAAGCAAAAUUAUUUGUAAAUGAAGCUUUUGUAAAUAUGUGAGGGACCGUGUCAGUCAGAAAUCAGAAAUCAUAUAUUUGUAAGAAAAUGAACAUAUGUUGCAAUGCAAACUUAGUUGUUGUUGCUUGGGGGGGGGGAUCCUGACAAAUGAGAUUUUUAUUGUUAUUUGUUUGUAUGUACUGUAUAGUAAUUUACUCAAAAUAAUAAUAAUAAAAAAUAAAAUAGCAGAAUGUUUUAACUAUUUAUAUAUAUAUAUGUAAAAACACACACACACCCACCACACUAGCAUCAGCUGAUCACCUCCCCAUAUAGUUUUAUGAAAAUAUUUUUUUGAGAAUGAGCUCUCGCCAAUGGCUAACACAGGUCAUCAACAGGAUUUAGUUCUAUAUAAAAUACAUUUUUGUACAUACAUGUUCUUUUUAAUGAAAGUAUAUACUGUACAUUGAAAGUUUAAUUCCAUUAUAAAACAAUAUGAUGGCUUAUUUUCCUUUCAGGUUAACUUGCCAAUAUACAACGUAGGUUUCACUUUUCUUAAAGUUCCAGUAUAGUUAUGCAUUCUGUUUUGAUUAUAAACAAUUAUACCUUAACUAAAAACGAUUUUCAUGAUGUUCUCUCGUUUUCCCAUUUCGGAGAGACCUGCUUUCUAGUUGGGUUACCUGAACGGAUCCUAAAUGUUUUUUUUUCCUUUUCGAUUUACAUGGAAAGACACUAAUUCUGGGACAGCAGGCAUAAAUGUAGACACACCACCCAGCUUCAGAAUAGAUCGGAGUUGCCCAAAGCAGUUCAUAAUGCUGAAAAAGUAUUAUCAAGUUAUCCAGGAAGAU
Acipenser ruthenus (sterlet) is the source of this 3619-nucleotide messenger RNA. RefSeq names its product leucine-rich glioma-inactivated protein 1-like. Gene Ontology annotation, molecular function: protein binding. The record is from RefSeq and is a predicted model, not a curated record. The transcript is spliced from 8 exons. The coding region runs from base 804 to 2432 and encodes 542 amino acids. Gene Ontology annotation, biological process: myelination. NCBI's taxonomy places the organism in Eukaryota, Metazoa, Chordata, Actinopteri, Acipenseriformes, Acipenseridae.